Teleopsis dalmanni is the source of this 3220-nucleotide messenger RNA. RefSeq names its product mucolipin-3-like. NCBI's taxonomy places the organism in Eukaryota, Metazoa, Arthropoda, Insecta, Diptera, Diopsidae. The transcript is spliced from 4 exons. Gene Ontology annotation, molecular function: NAADP-sensitive calcium-release channel activity. The record is from RefSeq and is a predicted model, not a curated record. Gene Ontology annotation, cellular component: plasma membrane; lysosomal membrane. Bases 178 to 2232 code for a protein of 684 amino acids.
CAAACAACAAAGGAAAUCAGUCGAUUAUCAAGAAGAUAAUUAAAAAAAAAGUAAAUAAUACACGAAAAUUGUUAAAAUUUUUCAGUACAGAAACGAAAUUUAACAAAAUCGGAAGUCCGAACGCAGCGCAAAAGAAAAUUUUCACCAAGCAGUAACCACUUGCUGGAGUUAAUUGAAAUGAAAAAUCACGGCAGCGGAGUAGUGAAUCGGGCACGUAUCAACUCAAAAAGCCGUGCAACUCAAAAUGACGUAGAACGACAAAGUGCCAGCAGUGGCGAAAAUUCGCGCUGCGAAAGUGACGAGGAAUACGUGAACAGUAGAAGUGCGACGGCGGGCGCUGCGCAGCCAAGGUCAUCAGCAACUGCAUUUGCCUCGCAAACGCCAACAACUGCUUCGAUUGGCAGUGGCAGUGGCAGUGGCAAUGCAGGAAUCAUGGUAUCACCACAUAACACGAAUAUAACCAAUUCCGGAGACACCAGUGAAUUCGUAGAGAUGCCCGCAUCAUCGACAUGUGUCGAAGGCGUCACUCCAAUGUCCGUCUACAACGAAGAACGUAUGCGACGCAAGCUGCAAUUCUAUUUCAUGAAUCCAAUAGAGAAGUGGAAGGCGCGCGGAAAGUUUCCAUAUAAAUUCGUGGUGCAGGUUGUCAAAAUAGUUUUAGUAACGAUGCAAUUAUGUCUGUUCGCGCAUUCUCGAUAUAAUCACAUAAAUUACACAUGGGACAAUAGAAUUGCAUUCUCGCAUCUUUUCCUCAGAGGUUGGGACUCCUCUCGAGAGGUGGACUCCUAUCCACCAUCCGUUGGUCCAUUUGCUUUAUAUGAAAAACAGGAUUUUUUCGCUACCAUAGACUAUGCAGUAGUUGGUUAUUCUGCGGUUAAUCGUUCCAUUGGUCCUUACGAUUAUCCCACACCAAAUAAUGAAAUGGCUUCAAUGAAACUGUGCCUUUACAAUUACCGUGAGGGAACUAUUUUUGGCUUUAAUGAAUCGUACAUAUUCAAUCCAGAGAUUGAAAUGCUUUGCGAAUCGUUGCCACCAAAUGUAACAACGAUCGGCGUGGAGAAUUAUUUAAAACAACGUAAUGUGGAAGUGAGCUUCUCUUCGCUUGUCAAAGCCACACUAGUUUUUGCUAUUAAAACUGUGAAUUUCAAAGCGUACGGUGGACCUUUAUCUGCGCCUGAUUGUUUUAAGUUUGAUAUAACUAUUUUCUUUGACAAUCGCGAUCAUGAUGGACAAAUGAUGCUGUCCCUGGACGCAGAUGCCACACGUUUACACUGUAAAGGCGAUGUAGAUUUUAUUUCCGAUGCUGAGUUCGACGCAAUAUUGCGAAGCAUUUUGAAUAUUUUUGUGCUACUCGUUUGUUUAUUAUCCUUUGCACUUUGCGCACGAGCACUUUAUCGUGCUUACCUAUUACGUUGCCAGACCGUCAACUUUUUCCGCGUGCAUUUUAAUAAGGAAUUAAGUUUUGAUGGGCGCAUAGAGUUUGUUAAUUUCUGGUAUAUAAUGAUACUCUUCAAUGAUGUGCUGCUCAUACUCGGUUCAGCGCUUAAAGAACAAAUUGAAGCUAAAUAUGUCGUGGUGGAUCAGUGGGAUACUUGCUCAUUAUUUUUAGGCAUUGGCAAUUUGUUAGUUUGGUUUGGUGUGCUACGGUAUUUGGGAUUCUUUAAAACCUAUAAUGUAGUAAUACUCACAUUGAAAAAAGCAGCACCAAAAAUUCUGCGCUUCCUAUUAGCUGCUCUGCUAAUAUAUGCUGGGUUUGCAUUCUGUGGUUGGCUCAUACUUGGACCAUAUCAUAUGAAGUUCCGUUCAUUGGCAACAACUUCCGAAUGUCUUUUCGCACUCAUCAAUGGUGAUGAUAUGUUUGCUACAUUUGCCACACUCUCCAGCAAAUCAAGCUGGUUGUGGUGGUUCUGUCAGAUUUACUUGUACUCAUUUAUAUCCCUGUAUAUUUAUGUGGUGCUAUCAUUGUUUAUAUCCGUCAUAAUGGACGCUUAUGAUACGAUUAAAAGAUAUUAUCGGGAUGGUUUCCCGAUUUCGGACUUAAAAGAAUUUGUGGGUACAUUAUCUGAAGAUGAUCUCACAUCCGGUGUAUUUAUGAAUAAUAUGGAUGAUUUUGAGCAAAGCAGUUUUUCCGAUGUAAUGCGUAAAAUGUGCUGUUGUGGCGGGUGUCGUGAGUCUACGCGGCCCAAUAGUGGACCCACUGGUUAUACCAGUUUGACGAGUAUUAUUAAAUGAAAACGGUCACGAAAUGUUAGAGAUGAUCAGGUUAUUUUAAGUGCAGGUUAGUUGCAUUUUUAUUGCGUUGUUUUGUGUUAGUUCAUUGUUUAGUUUUUGAAUUUAGCGUUGUUGGUAAAACAAUGUUUUUUGUAUCUUUGUUAUUUGUAAAUUUCGUUAUGUAUUUAGUAAAUUAACCGAAUAUGAAAAAUUAUAAUUACCAAAGUAUUUGUUUUUUUUUCGUAAAAGUUAUUAUAAAUGAAAGCCAACUGCUUAAGACUAAAAGCAAGCAUGCCUCAAUAUUUAAUAAGAGACAAUAUACGACAAUACGUAAAAUUAUAUAUAAAUAAAAAUUGAUAGAACGUAAUUAAUAUAUUUAAUUAAAAUUAAAAAAAUAAUGAUAUGAUAUAUAUAAUGAUGCAAUAUUUCGUAUUGCGACCAUCUCUAUUAAAAAAAUUCUUCUUAUAUUACAACCUAAGGUUUUUAAAACAAAAUCUGUUAGAAGUUUUCUACUCUCCCCAAGCUUUUAGUUCUUUGGCGUUAUUUCCAAUGAAAAUAAAUCGUAAAAAAAUAUAUUUAUAUGUAGUAAAAAAUAGUAACUUUUUGUGAAAAAAAAAAUUGUAAAUAGAAUAUUAAUUUCAUUUAUAUUGUAUAUUCCCACCUUCUAAGUUUUGUACCUCCCUUUGAAAUGUUGAAUAUAUAGAUAUCUCACAAUUAAAUACCAAACAACAGAAUUUAAUAAUUAAAUGACAUCAAUAAAUAAAUAAGUAUUUAUGUAAAUAAAAAAUAAAUAAAUUAUAAAAUGCAUGUUUUGUGCAAAUUUUUAUAUGUAAUUAAGUACGUAUGAUAUUAUAAGGCAUAUAAUGAUGAAAAUAAAAUAUUUUAAAAAGUGUGUAAAGUGAAGAACAAUAAUAUUGUAACUGUUAUACAAAAGAUAUUGAAAGAUACUUCCAUAUUCAAUUAUAAUCUAUAUAAUAAUAUUAAUAUAAAAAGUAUAAAUAAUGGCAAA